Molecule: messenger RNA, 4146 nt
Organism: Marmota monax (woodchuck)
Lineage: Eukaryota; Metazoa; Chordata; Mammalia; Rodentia; Sciuridae
Gene: Skida1
Product: SKI/DACH domain containing 1
Exons: 2
Coding region: 1238-3967 (909 amino acids)
Source: RefSeq, a predicted model, not a curated record
CUGAGUUACAGACUCUCUUAAAUAGACUUCCUUAAUUUCCGGAUGUACUUCUUGAAAUUCCCAAUUCUCUUCAAAAUUCCUAGGAAAUUACAAGGAAGAUGAAGGGUGGGGGUGGGGAACUAUGGCUGAGAUUUCAUCUUGUCAAGCAAACUGCCUUUUUGUGUCUGAUUCCUGAUUUGGUUUUUGUGUUUGUUUGGUUGUUUGUUUGUUUGCCAUACCUACUCCUGUUAGCCAGACCAGAGCAGGGAACCUGGAACUUUUGAAUGUGAAGAAAGAAAUUAUUGUGCAAUUUUUUUUUUCUUGCAGGCUCAGAAAUAUCCGUUUAUUCUUUAACCACACGGAUGUGUCUAUUUUUGGAGGAAGAAGGAAACAUAAAUGCCUGGGUUGCAUUUAUGCUGUAGUUGCAAACAUCGAGCAGUUAAGAAGAUUUUACCGAAUUUUGCAAAGCAGCCAACAAACCGCCUUGGGAUCCUGGUAAUAAAAGUGGAAAGAACCUUGCUCUCUUUUUGGCAAUAUUUUGGACAUCUUUGAAAACGACAGCAAACUAUGCCUUAAUUUGACUAAGAAGAGGUUAAACCAUAUUGAUAUUCAUCCAAAGUGAUUUUGUUGAAGCAGAUGCUUGGCUUUCAUGGAAAAAAUGGGAGUUGUGGAAGAUUCACCUAAACUACCAACCAAAAGCAUCACAGACCAAUGAAAUAGCCUGCAACUUACAUCAGCACUUUCUUUUCAUUGUUGUUACGUAAAACCUCUGGAAGCACCUUGGGCGUUUUACAUUUUCUUUGCUGCAGAAGGAAGUAAUCUGUUCCCUGGAAUUCUGAUCUGUCGUGAACAGGACCGUGGCAAAGGCUGUGUUGGGGACUCUUGGACAUCCCGCCUACAAUCCAGUCUGGUUAAUUGUGAAAAGUGUACACAUUUCUGGCUUAUCUAUGCUUUGUUAUGGGUCUGACGUGAAACUACCUCCUCCCCACCCCACCCCCCAGCAGAAAACCGAAAUCCAGUUGAAUUGUUACACUGUUUCGGAGCUGGAGCCUUGAACUGUUUCCUUGGUCAAAUAACUUUGUUUCUGGUUGUAAAAAGGCAUUGGGGGGGGGGGGGAAUAAGGAAAAUCGAGAGAAAUUCCAAACCAGGAUGCCUUGAGACACACGCAGCAUCUGGCAGAGGAUUAACAUACAUACAUGUGUAUGUAUGCGUCACGUAUAUAUUUACUGCAAAUGGUGGGGAUCAUUUAGUGCCCGAGAUGGGAGACCUGAAGUCAGGUUUUGAAGAGGUGGAUGGCGUGAGGCUCGGCUACCUCAUCAUUAAAGGAAAGCAAAUGUUUGCCCUCUCCCAAGUCUUCACAGAUCUGCUGAAAAACAUCCCGAGGACGACCGUGCACAAGCGCAUGGAUCAUCUAAAAGUGAAAAAGCACCACUGCGAUCUGGAAGAGUUGAGGAAACUCAAGGCAAUCAACAGCAUCGCCUUCCAUGCCGCCAAAUGCACGCUCAUCUCCCGGGAAGACGUGGAAGCUCUCUACACCUCCUGCAAAACCGAGCGUGUCCUCAAGACCAAGCGCAGGAGGGCCGGCCGGGCCCUGGUCACAAAGGCGCCGCCGCCAGAGCGCGCCGCCGCCGCCAGCCCCCGCCCGGGGUUUUGGAAGGACAAGCACCAACUUUGGCGGGGCCUGAGCGGAGCCGCGCGGCCCCUGCCAAUCAGCGCGCAGUCCCAGCGCCCCGGCGCCGCCGCCGCGCGCCCCGCCGCCCAUCUACCUCAGAUUUUUAGCAAAUACCCGGGCUCGCACUACCCGGAAAUCGUACGCUCGCCUUGCAAACCCCCUCUAAACUAUGAAACUGCCCCGCUCCAGGGAAACUACGUCGCCUUUCACUCGGACCCUGCUUAUUUUCGGAGCCUUCUGUGCAGCAAGCAUCCGGCCGCUGCUGCUGCUGCCGCCGCCGCCGCCGCUGCCGCCGCCGCCGCCGCCGCCUACUACCAGGCGUCGGCUGCUGGGCCCCAGCCCAAGGCGGCGGCGGGAGCCGGAGGCCCGGUGAACCUGACCUACCGGUGCAAGCGCAAGCGCGGGGGCUCCAAGGACUGCCUGCUCGCGCCCCACGCUGGCGCUCGGCGCUUGCUGCUGCUGCCCAGAUCCUACAAAGCCAAGGCGGCGGCUGCGGCGGCGGCGGCCGCGGCGGCGGCUGCCGCGGCUGCCGGUGCCACUUGCCUGGAGAGGUUUCAUCUGGUCAACAGCUUCUGCCCGCCUCCCCACCACCACCACCACCACCACCACCACCAUCACCACCACCACCACCACCGGGCCCAGCAGCCGCAGCCGAAUCACCACCCCCCUCACCACCACCGGCCGCAGCCCCAUCUAGGCAGCUUUCCCGAGAGCUGUAGCAGCGACUCCGAGUCCAGUUCCUAUUCGGACCAUGCAGCCAACGACUCGGAUUUUGGCUCCAGUUUGUCCAGUUCCAGCAACUCUGUGUCCUCGGAGGAAGAGGAGGAGGAAGGAGAGGAGGAGGAGGAGGAGGAGGAGGAGGAGGAGGAAGAGGGGGGCAGUGGGGCCUCGGAUUCCAGUGAAGUCAGCUCGGAGGAGGAGGACUCGUCCACGGAGUCAGACUCCAGCUCCGGCUCCAGCCAAGUGUCAGUGCAGAGCAUCCGUUUCAGGCGCACCAGUUUCUGCAAGCCUCCCAGCGUGCAGGCGCAGGCCAACUUCUUGUACCAUCUGGCCUCCGCUGCCGCUGCAACCAAACCCGCUGCUUUCGAGGAUGCCGGCAGACUUCCCGACCUCAAGAGUAGUGUCAAAGCGGAGUCGCCAGAGGAGUGGAAUCUGCAGAGUUGGGCCCCCAAAGCGUCUCCAGUGUACUGCCCGGCCAUCCUGGGGAGUUGUUUCCCAGAGAUAAGGAACGAUAGGGUAUCUGAGAUUACAUUCCCACACUCUGAAAUUUCCAGUACUGUAAAGAGAACUGACCUGACAAUUAACUGCCUGGCAGAGGGGGCCUCUUCACCUAGCCCAAAGACAAACAAUGCAUUUCCACAACAAAGAAUACUCGGAGAGGCUAGGAAAUGCCUACAAGCUACUCCUACUACACACUGUGCAGAUAACAACACAAUAGCUGCUAGGUUCUUAAAUAAUGAUUCUUCAGGAGCAGCAGCAAAUUCAGAAAAAGAUUCCAAAAUCCCUCAUUGUCCUGAAUUUGCUACGGAUUUGCCCUCUUCACAAACUGAUCCUGAAGUGGAUGCAGCAGCACUAGCAGCAACUAAAGUGGAGAAUCUGUGCACUGACACAGGCGACAAGACAUUGUCAUUUCUGCACAAUAUUAAAAUCAAAGUAGAAGACAGUAGUGCUAAUGAAGAAUAUGAACCUGAUCCUGUUACAAAUAAGCUAAAGUGCGAGUGCAAUGAUACAAAGGGUGAGUUUUACAGUGUGACUGAAAAUAAAGAGGAGGACGCCUUGUUAACCACAGCCAAGGAAGGUUUUGCAUGCCCUGAGAAAGAAACUCCUUCCUUAAAUCCACUGGCUCAGAGUCAGGGCCUUUCAUGCACUUUAGGUUCUCCAAAACCUGAGGAUGGGGAAUAUAAAUUUGGUGCCAGGGUGAGAAAAAAUUACCGAACACUAGUACUGGGAAAACGACCUGUCCUUCAGACACCUCCAGUCAAACCAAAUUUGAAAUCAGCUAGAAGCCCUCGUCCUACAGGUAAAACUGAGACACAUGAAGGAACACUGGAUGACUUUACAGUUAUAAACAGACGCAAAAAGGUAGCCAGCAAUGUAGCAUCAGCAGUGAAAAGGCCGUUUAAUUUCAUGGCAAAUUUUCCUUGUCCACCAUCACUCAUUAUUGGGAAAGAUGGGGAUUUGUGGCCAGCGUAUUCUUUAAACACCACUAAGGAUUCCCAACCUCCUCACAAGGCCCAUCCUAUAUGGAAAUGGCAGCUGGGCGGUUCUGCAAUACCUCUUCCACCUAGUCACAAAUUCAGGAAAUUUAAUUCAUAAAAAUGUUUUGGAAGAUAUUUUCUUGAACCAUAUUACCUUCCUUUUGUUGUAAACUGCACAGGAUGGUUUGUACAAGUCCAUUAAUGGUGUUACAUCCCCUUUGGAGUCCUGGUUUAUCGCAUUUUGAAGACAGAAAUCGGAUUACUUUUUUUCCAUUGCGGGUUUUUUUUUUUUUUUUA